Messenger RNA from Amaranthus tricolor (Joseph's coat), 766 nucleotides. RefSeq lists its product as uncharacterized. The coding region runs from base 163 to 447 and encodes 94 amino acids. The record is from RefSeq and is a predicted model, not a curated record. Lineage: Eukaryota; Viridiplantae; Streptophyta; Magnoliopsida; Caryophyllales; Amaranthaceae. The transcript has a single exon.
AACUUUUUUAUUCAAAAAAAUCAGUCCUUCCUUAAUUCAUUCCAUAAUUAAUUCUCUGACCUUUUUCCCUUUUCCCUUUCAUUUCUCCUCUUUCUCCGUGCUUUUCAAAUCCCUUAAUUUCUCAAACCAUUUUCAUCUUUCUACGUUUUCAAACCUUCGUCAAUGGAGGAUAACACCGCCAUUACCAACACCACCACGGGCAAGCUUUACACAGUCGCAAACUAUGUUGGUGCGAGCGUAGUUUCCGCGUUUUUCAUCUCUUUAGAACGAUGUUCUUGCAUCAAUCUGAGCACAUCUGAUUACGAUGAUGAAGAAGAUGCCAUGGAUCGUGGAUUGAUGUUCAAUAAUUCUACGCGUCACGAUGAUCCUCGCUUUGCCCUUCCUGCUCCUACUAGGAUCAUUGUUUCUUCUAAUCCUUCACCUACCGUUGAUUCUCUCCCUGUUUGAUUUCGCUAAGUGAAUUGAGAUCUUCAUGGAUUUGAGAUGAUGAUGCUGAUCACGAUGAUGGACUUUGUGUAUUGAAGAAUUGUGUAUGUAGUAUUUUUUUUCUUUUGAAUUGAUGAUGAAUUGAUGAUCAUAGUGUGAUGUUGAAAAAAGAAUCCAAUUGUUUUUUUAAAAAAGUUUAGUUGAUGAAAUGUUGUACUGUGGAUUUAGGUUAUCAAUUUGAAUCUUGAUUGAUUAAUUUUAUGGCAACAUAUGUGCUACUUUAUGAAUCACAAAAACUAAUAUUUCUUGAAUCAAAGUUAUCUUGUUUCGUUUGAUCCUU